UCUACAUCAGCUGAGUGCUACUAACAACACUGAAUCAACUUCGAAUUGACUACGUUUCGAUAAAAAAUGAGUGAAAUUAUUGUUUUAUUUGAUGGGUUCUCAAACAUGAGUGGAAAAGAUCAGUUAGAUGCCAAUUGCAGUUGUACUCUGAUAAAAGGAAUGCAUAAUAUUAUUGUUGACACCAUGACAGCUUGGGAUGCGGAUAAGAUAAAAAAUGCCCUACAACAAAACCAAAUGAUACCUGAAGCAAUAAACUAUGUUGUGUCAACACAUGGACAUUCAGACCAUGUAGGAAAUAACAAUCUCUUUUUAAAUGCAAAACAUAUUGUUGGGUUCAGUAUAUCAUUUAGAGAAAAAUAUUUUAUGCACCCUUUUGAUAAAGGUGAAGAAUACAAAAUUAAUGAUAGUGUAAAAGUGAUACCAACCCCUGGACACACACAAUCUGAUGUCACAGUAAUUGCAACAACUAGAAGAGGAGAAGCAAUAGCUAUUACUGGUGAUUUAUUUGAAAGACGUGAAGAUAUUGAAAAUCCUAGUAUUUGGUUGGAAGCUGGAAGUGAAGACCCAGUACAGCAAAUGAAGAACAGAUCGAAAGUCGCAGAUUCAGCAAGCUGGAUUGUACCCGGUCAUGGUACUAAAUUUCGAGUGACUGAUGAAAUAAGACAAAUAUUAAGGAAACAAGCUCAAGAUAGUUCAUAGUAAAAAAUUCAAGUCCAUAAUGUAACUUUGAUAUUUUACUGCUGCAGAAAUAAAAAUACGAAAUAUUGAAGAAAAAAUUUAUUACACAUACAUAUUGGAAUUAGUAUUUGAAAUAUAUGAAAUAUUUAAUUAUAAAAGUACAGGAACAAACUAAGCAGAUCUAUUUCAAAGUAUAGAUUUCUUAACAUUGCAAAUAGGUAUACUUCCAUGCUUCUAUGUACUGUAACAGGACCAAACAAAUAUUCUUGUAAGUGCCUUAUAAAUGUUAAAAUCUUACUUAUGUAAUCCAACAAAAGAUGGACAUUGACACUGAUAGUAUAUUGUUUUAUUUUAAAAAGUUUGAUAGAAAACAUAGUAUAAAUAAUUUUUAGGGGCCAUUCUUUAAUUGUUGACUUUGAUGAUUUAAGGAUCAUGUUAAGAAAUAGUUAUUUUUGACCUAUGAACCUGAGAAACACUUCUUACACAAGGUUUCAUGUAGUUUUCCUAAACAGUUCAAAAUCAUUAGAAAAGGAAUACACUACAAGAGAGAAAAGGGAAAAAAAGGAGAGAAGGACUAGAAUACAGGAGUACAAUAAUCAUACUAGUAUUAUAAAUAUUAUAAUUGCGAAAGUGAAUUUCUGUGUUUAUUUACACUUUCGUCACGUGAUUUUUCAUGCAUGUUUUCAGGUGUACAAAAAAAUGUUUCAUCAAAUAAAAGUACUAUUCCCGAAGGGAUAUAUUUAAUUCUAUAUGAACGCGACACAAGCCGCGUGUGAAAGCUAGUAAUAUAAAAAAUUAUUAGAAAUGACACGAAUUCAUAGUUGUUUUAUCUAGUGGUUUGCUCACACUGUACAAAUUAUGUAAGAAUAGCUUGAUGUAGAGAUUAUUUUACACCUUCCCUUUCAGAACUUUUACAUAUGAAUGGACCCCUAUUUUUUUCACGAAAAUGACAGAUAUAAUAUUUACUAAUAUGCAGUUUAGAAAGCCACAAGCUCUAAGCAUUUGCUUUAUUACACCGGUUUUUAUUACAUUUCGAUUUGAUUACGGCAAUAGGUAAAUUGCAUAAAAGUGCAUUAACAUUA
Bombyx mandarina (wild silkworm) is the source of this 1760-nucleotide messenger RNA. RefSeq names its product metallo-beta-lactamase domain-containing protein 1. Lineage: Eukaryota; Metazoa; Arthropoda; Insecta; Lepidoptera; Bombycidae. The record is from RefSeq and is a predicted model, not a curated record.